Parasteatoda tepidariorum (common house spider) is the source of this 431-nucleotide messenger RNA. The record is from RefSeq and is a predicted model, not a curated record. Lineage: Eukaryota; Metazoa; Arthropoda; Arachnida; Araneae; Theridiidae.
GAUAAAUUCUUAAUUGUAGCUCUGCCUCACCUGAAGACAUGGAAAAUAAAUACAUCUUAGUUAUUUCUGGCACACUUCAAGCUCUGAAAUUGUUUUUGAAUAUUGUUGAGAGAAGUGAAGUUGAAAAAUUGCAUGAGGAUUUUUGCAGUAUCAUUGCCGAGAAAAGGUUUUGGAAGUUUGCAAAAUGCAAGGAAGCUCAGAUCCGUGGUUCUUGGUAUGCAUUAAUGAGUUGCCUUUGUCAAAACAUCCAUGGAAUAUUUUCAACCAUGGAAAAUAAAUUAGCCACCACUGUCUUCAGCUCUUUAUCAGAAAGUGAUCCAAUAGUCGCUCCUUCUAUUUGGGAAGCUGCUUUAAGUAUUGUCGUCAAUUUUGAGGUUAGACUAGUUUAUUAUUACCAACUUAUUGAAAUUCCCAUCUUCAUUAAAUUUUAG